Mesorhabditis spiculigera is the source of this 585-nucleotide messenger RNA. Lineage: Eukaryota; Metazoa; Nematoda; Chromadorea; Rhabditida; Rhabditidae. The record is from the annotation of a GenBank genome assembly.
AUGGAACAUGAUUACAACGAGCAGGAUAAUUACACAGACUACCAGGCCCGCCAACAGCGUGCCCUGUGCCGAUGGCUGUUGAUCGCGCUGGUGUGCGUCUUGUUGAAUACCCCGGAGAACACGUUGCGCCUAAUUACGCUGUUCGGGAUGCCGGAUUUCCAGAAUAGCGGCUGGCAUCUGUCGGCGAGGAUGUUGGCGCAGGCGUUGUAUUUUAGCCAGUUCGCCUUCAACGCCAUAUACCUGGCGCUGUUUGUCUACGACAAGAGCAGCAGAUCAAAACAUGUACACGAUGGGAGCAACUACAACUCCCACGCAAUCCACCUAAUAUUCGCCGAGGCGUUCAUGCAGCACUUUGCCGCCCAUGCAACAAGUCCCCGGUCGAAGCGGGCUAAAAUGGUUCUGCCGCCCCUGUUGAGGUCCCGGAGAGCAUCUACAUGCUGCGAAAGUCCGCCACAUCAACCGAGGGUGCAUAAGAUGUCCCAGACGCAUCGACUACACCCUCAAUUGUCGCUGACGACUAGCAGAUCCUAUGUGGAGAUACCGCAGAGCCAGAUUGCUGAGUUGCACAGGAGCAUUUCGGAGAAU